Molecule: messenger RNA, 1749 nt
Organism: Musa acuminata AAA Group (dessert banana)
Lineage: Eukaryota; Viridiplantae; Streptophyta; Magnoliopsida; Zingiberales; Musaceae
Exons: 2
Coding region: 1-1749 (582 amino acids)
Source: RefSeq, a predicted model, not a curated record
AUGUCGAGGGAUCAUCGGGACGGUCGUGUCGGACUCACGAUUGGAGGGCCAUACGCGACCGAGGGAACGAGGGAACUCCCCCCGCUUCAAGAACCUCGGGAUGAACGUCCCGCUACGGCUUCGGAGCGCUACUGGCGGAUCUUCAACGACCCGGGCCUGUUGCCCCCCGAAGGGGGCCCCGGCAACCCGUCGCCCGUUUCGUCCGAAGCCUUCUACGACCUCACUCACCAGGUCCAGCUACUCACCGACAUGGUGCAAACCAUUGUCCCCCUUGUUUCUCGCCAAUCGCGGCCCCCGGUUCCCCAACCGUCGUAUCAACAAGGGGCACCCAGCCGAGCUCCCACCCCGCCCCGAGAGCCCCCCACGUCACCUCGGAUGCCCCUAUCUCAGCCCGGGGAACAGGCGAUGCUCUUCCCAGGUCGUACAGAGCUGGAGGCGCUAUCCUCAAGCUCCGCGGAUUCCCUACGCGCUCAGUUGCGCCUCGUCAACCAACGGCUUGACGAUGUGCAAAAGGAGAUCCGUGCCGGGUCGCCAGGGGGGCCCGCGGAAGCCAAGCAUCAGGGAUCGCCGUUUGUUCCAAAGAUACUAGAGCACGCCAUUCCCCCAAGCUUCCGACUUCCCCCCCUAGAUACUUAUGACGGCUCCGCCGACCCGUCCGACCACACGGCGGCCUUCCGGGCCCAGAUGGCAUUAUUCGGAACUUCAGACGCCCUAAUGAGCAGGGCAUUCCCCACCACGUUGAGAGGACCGGCCCUCACAUGGUACGGAGGUUUGAAGACUGCGACGAUCGCCUCAUUUGACCAGCUCACCAAGGACUUCGAGCUCCACUUCAUAGCUUGCGCACGCCCGAAGCCUUCCAUGGCGUUCCUCCUCGGACUCAGCCAGAAAGAGGAUGAGCCCCUCUCCCUUUACGUAAAUCGCUUCGCGGCAAGGGUCCGGGAACUCCCGGAUGCUCACCCUUCGCUGUCAAUGCAGGCGUUCGUGACAGGCUUGCGUCCCUCCCGACUCUUCUGGUCUCUCGUCGAGCGACCCCCUACCUCGGUCCCCGAGAUGCUCCAGCGCGCGAACCAGUUCGUUGAAGUCGAAGCCUGGACGGGGGGAAAGCGACAGGAAUUCAAGAGGGAAAGACCAAAGCCGGCUGAGGGACAGCUCCCUCCCAGACGCAAGCUCCACCAGCCUGAUCCUCCCCCGCUACGACCCCGCCCGCUCCCGACGGGCGCAUCGCGAACAGAGAUCUUUCUCCAGAUCAGGGAAAGGGGACUGCUCAAAACCCCCUACCCGAUGAACAAUCCGCGAGAGCUGGCCGACCGGUCAAAAUACUGCCGCUUCCACCGCCAAAACGGACAUGACACUGAGGAAUGCCGCGAGGUUUUGCGGCAAAUCUAUGAGCUCCGCCGCGAGGGGCGUCUCGACCCGCGCGUACAGACAGGCAGGGACCCCCCGCCCUGCCCGGCCGACCCCCCCGAGCGCCUGAUCAGCGUCAUCACAGGGGGCCCAGCAUCCGGGGGGGACAGCAUGUCCGGAAGGAAAGCCUACGCCCGCGGGGCCAGGAACGAGGGCCCCCGUGGAACCCCCGACCCCCGGGUCGCAUUUCCCCCGGAAGGCGCCGAGCGACAAGAGCACGAUGACGCACUCGUGAUAACAGCCAGAAUCGCCAAUGCCCAGAAGCUUUGGAACCUGUUCGCUCGGACCUCACGGGGUUCACUGGCAACUCGGUCACACCAUUGGGAUCGGUCACACUACCUCUGA